This is a messenger RNA of Scheffersomyces stipitis CBS 6054, 2065 nucleotides long. RefSeq lists its product as uncharacterized. Bases 1 to 1779 code for a protein of 592 amino acids. The record is from RefSeq and is a predicted model, not a curated record. The transcript is spliced from 2 exons. NCBI's taxonomy places the organism in Eukaryota, Fungi, Ascomycota, Pichiomycetes, Serinales, Debaryomycetaceae.
AUGUCCGAAGAGACUCCCAAGAAGAAGAAAUCUGUUGGUUUUGCUCCACUUCCAGAGGAAGACCUCAAGUCUCACCACGAGGACUUGAAAAAAAAGGAACAGGAAAAACUCAAAUCCAACCCAUUCCACAAGAUUCCACCAGAGUUGUCUUAUCUUGAAAAGAAGGCACCAGCACCAAAAGCGUUGCCCUCGUACAGACCCAAGAAGGCUGCUAGUUUAUCUGGGACGUCCUCUGUUGCAGAUAUCGAUAUCAGAAAGUUGCACUAUUUUAACAUCAAGGACAUCUCCGUUCAAAAUAAGGAAACAGAAUUGAACUUCAACUAUCCUGUAAUUGACUUGCCGUUACCAGCCAAUCAAGUCCUAGUAGACAUAAAGUAUGCCUCAUUGAACUCAUUUGACUUGUCGAAAAUAAACCGGUAUUUGCUCAACCUCAGCAAUACCAAGGUUGGUUUGGGCUACGAGUUUGCGGGAAUAAUCACCGAUGUGGGUUCGGCAAUUGAACUGAACGGCACUUUUGCCAGAGGUGACGCCGUAGUAGGAAUUGUAGAUCCCUUGGACAGAAAGGGGACCCUUUCGACUAGUCUAGUAGUAAACCCCAGCAGGGACAUACUUGUGAAACUUGGUGAUGAUGCUUUGGCCAGAGCUAUGAACAUAAACAUCGAGUUGUCGUUCGACAAUAGCGAUGCAGACACCAACAGCUUCGAAGUAGACUCCUCCUCUGAUGAUUCAAUUGAUGAUCAAGCGGCUGUGCCAACAAAGCUGGUCAGAGAAAAGAAGAAAUCGCCAUAUACCAUCGAUCCUGAGAUCCCCACUUUGGCCAAAUUCGCAUCUUUCCCUGUCUUGUACUGUCGUGCUAAACAGAUGUUGGCACAUACAAAGUUUGCUCACAACAGUGGCAAUAUCUUGAUCAAUGGUGCAGACACAAACCUCGGUUUUACAUUUAUUCAGCUUCUAAACUCGCCCGUGUACAAUUUCAACAAGUUGAAUUUGAUCUUGAUAGUUAGAGAUAGCAACUACAAGUACAUGAGCAAUUUCGUCAAACAGUUCACUAUUGGCCAUUACUAUGAUGAGACGAAACCUAAACAUAUCACGAUUUUGACUUACGACAUGGUAAACGAGGAUCUUGUGCUUCCAGGUGAAAAGACGCCGAUAAACUACAAGAAGAAAGAUUAUUUUGCCAGUGAGGUGAUAGAGGCACUUUUCAAGCCUCAUACACCACUUGUAGAUCCUCCUAUCAGUGCGGAAAAUAUUGGCCAGUACAAGUUAGAUCUUCUUGUAGAUCUCGUAGGCUCCAAGAUGUACUUCCAGGAUAGUAUACGGUUUAGCAAGCUCGAUAAAAUCGAUUUACCGUUAAGGGAGCAUACCAAUGUUCCAUUAGAAGAGUUGUUCAACGCUCGUGUAAAGGAGCCAUUUUUGGUAAAACUCUUGAAGCCUAAGAAAACAGGAUCUGCCUUUGUAUCUGGGUGCAAAUUCAGUUUAUCCGAACCAACCUACCGAAUUGACCAAGCGAUUGACUACUCAGAAGCUAGUGUAAUAAAUCCAUGGGCUGCGAAAUGGUCCAGUAAUUUAUUCAACAACUGGACAAACUACAACUAUUUUGAAGAGUUAGAACUUCGUAUAGACUACCAUUGGGUUGAAGAAGGUCUACGAUUAUUACUAGAGGACCAGUUGAAAUUCCGCAUCGACGACUUUUCCGACUGGAGGAACGACUACAGAGGGCAUAUCAAACAACUUCGGACCGAAGACGGCAAAGUAUUGUUCAAGAUUGAGGACUUCUGAAUCUGAGGCUUGUAAAAACAUUCACCAAAUCUAUCUAUUGUCGAUUAUCCAAUAGAAACACACCGGAAAUGAAUCAUUUGGUAUGGAGUCAAUCGGAGUUGUCGGAGAUUGUAUAUACUAGGAGACGAUUUUAGUUUCGGAGAAAUUUUUGUAUAGGGCCAGAGCGGAAAAAGAGCUAUCAGGUAAAGACACAGAUGCAGAUCGGACUUGUAACUACGAAAUGUAAGAAAUGCUGGCCCCUUUCAAAAAUGUAGGAAUUGUGUAAUUAAAUGCCAAUUGAAUAUUC